Chara braunii is the source of this 779-nucleotide messenger RNA. The record is from the annotation of a GenBank genome assembly. NCBI's taxonomy places the organism in Eukaryota, Viridiplantae, Streptophyta, Charophyceae, Charales, Characeae.
GGAAGAAGAAGAGGAGGAGGAGGAGGGAAGAAAAGGAAGAGGAAGACGACGAUGACGACGACGAAGAAGAAGAAGACGACGACGACGACGAGGAAGAGGAAGAAGAAGAGGAGGAGGAGGGAAGAAAAGGAAGAGGAAGACGACGAUGACGACGACGACGACGAGGACGAGGAGGAAGAGGAGGAGGACGACGACGACGACGAGGAGGAAGAGGAAGACGACGACGACGACGACGAGGAGGAAGACGACGACAAGGAAGACGACGACGACGACGACGAGGACGACGACGAGGACGGUGAGGAUGAGGAGGAGGACGAUGACAACGAGGACAAGGAUGAGGAAGAGGAGGAGGGACGACGAGGAAGAGGAAGAUGACGACGAAGAGGAAGAAGACGAAGAAGACGACGACGGCGACGAGAAGGAAGAGGAAGAGGAAGCCGACGAAGAAGAAGAAGCGGACGACGAAGAAGAAGCGGCCAACAAAGAAGAAGAAGCCGACGACGAAGAAGCGGACGACGACGACGAGGACGACGACGACGAGGACGACGACGACGAGGAUGACGACAACGAGGAGGACGCCGAGGACGCCGAGGACGGCGAGGAUAACGAGGACGACGAGGACGACGAGGACGACGAGGACGACGAGGACGACAAAAACGAGGACGAGGAAGAGGAGGAGGGACAACGAGGAAGAGGAAGACGACGAUGACGAGGAGGAGGAAGAGGAAGGCGACGAUGACGAGGAAGAGGAAGAGGGCCGCCGACGACGACUAAGAAGC